UUUCUAGCCAAAACCAUGCAGACUGAACAACAAAAAGAGCCACAGACCGCAUCAAAUGCGGUCGAAACCCAGGAAGAGACCGCAAAAACUAUUUUUGAUGAUAAAUUAAGCUUUAAUUUAAAACAUCCAUUGGCAAGACCCUGGACAUUAUGGUUUUUGAUGCCUCCUACUCCAGGUCUUGAAUGGAAUGAACUUCAAAAAAACAUAAUAACCUUUAACAGCGUGGAAGAGUUUUGGGGAAUUCACAACAACAUCAAUGCUGCUUCCAGCUUACCCAUAAAAUCUGACUACUCCUUUUUCCGUGAGGGUGUACGUCCUGAAUGGGAAGAUAUUCACAAUAAAAACGGUGGUAAAUGGGCUUUCCAAAACAAGGGUCGUGGAGGAAACGCUUUAGAUGAAAUGUGGCUUACUACGGUACUUUCUGCUAUUGGAGAAACUUUAGAUCCUACUGGCGAAGAAGUGAUGGGAGUUGUUGUCAACAUGAGAAAGGGUUUCUAUCGUUUGGCUGUUUGGACAAAGACUUGUACGAACCGUGAGAUCCUUUUGGAUAUUGGCAAUCGCUUUAAGCAAAUAUUAAACCUGCCUCGUACUGAGACCAUUGAGUUUAGCGCUCAUGAAGACUCUUCGAAAUCCGGUAGCACUCGUGCAAAGACUCGUAUGAGUGUUUAAACUAGAACGCUCUAUUUAUGUGGAUAUAUAUAUGUAUAUACAUAUUCAUAUACAUAAACAUAUAUUUCGGGUGAAAAAAGCAAUCGGUUGGUUCUUUUAAAUUGAUACUGCUAUACCGUUCGUUGUAUAGUAUCAUAUGUAGUUUUCUAUUUGCUACGCAGAUGUAAUAAAAUUGCUAUAGAAACAAUAGACAACAGCCCAUGGGCUCUAAAUGAGUUUGUACAAUGCAAUGCAAUGCGAGAAUUAAUGAUCCCAUAAAUCUUGCUUAUUUUGUUCACAUC
Molecule: messenger RNA, 950 nt
Organism: Schizosaccharomyces cryophilus OY26
Lineage: Eukaryota; Fungi; Ascomycota; Schizosaccharomycetes; Schizosaccharomycetales; Schizosaccharomycetaceae
Product: translation initiation factor eIF4E
Exons: 3
Coding region: 16-669 (217 amino acids)
Biological process (GO): translational initiation
Cellular component (GO): eukaryotic translation initiation factor 4F complex; cytoplasm
Molecular function (GO): translation initiation factor activity; RNA 7-methylguanosine cap binding
Source: RefSeq, a predicted model, not a curated record